Ficedula albicollis (Collared flycatcher) is the source of this 1387-nucleotide messenger RNA. It is a transcript of the gene IL17B, whose product is annotated as interleukin 17B. Gene Ontology annotation, molecular function: cytokine activity. Lineage: Eukaryota; Metazoa; Chordata; Aves; Passeriformes; Muscicapidae. Gene Ontology annotation, biological process: inflammatory response. Bases 540 to 1091 code for a protein of 183 amino acids. Gene Ontology annotation, cellular component: extracellular region. The transcript has 3 exons. The record is from RefSeq and is a predicted model, not a curated record.
AGCUGGAGGACAGGAGGGGAAGGGAUACAGGGAUACAGGCUACAGGGAUACCAUCAGAAGGGUCUGGGGGCUCCUGGGGACAACUGGUGGUGGCACACAGGUGACAGUGAGCUCUCAGCCCCAGGUUGCCUGCUCACUGUGCAGGACACAGCCACCCCUGCUCCUCCUGUGAGCCCCUGCUCUGCCAGCCCAGCAGCCGUGUCCUUCCAGCUCUGCCAGGGCUGUGACCGUGCUGGUGACACCAACAGAGCCCAACCCUCCUCCCCAGAGCGUGUUUUUGCCAAGAGAGCCCCUCAGGGCUGCCUGCUCCGCAGGGGACUCGCCACUGACCACAGUCGCCACCGCCAGCGGAGCCAGCGCCUGGGGCGGCGACGGGUGGCCGAGUCCCAGACCACGCUGGCCCCCUGCCCUGUCUGCUGCGAGGCUCCCUGGCACCUUGGGGACCGGACACACCUCUGGCUGGGCACAGCCAGGGGCUGGGGCUUUCCCUUUAUAGCUGCCUGGCUCGCAGGGACCGGCCACACGGCAGGACAGCGGCCAUGGAGCGGGCUCCAAACCUGCUUCUCCUCUGCAUCUUCACCUUCGCCAUGGUGCUGGUUCCCGAGGCCAAGGACCAGAGCAGGGCAGCCAAGGGCAGGAGAAGGGGCCUGGCCCGGGCACCCACAGCCCCCCCUGCCCUGGCCUGGGCCCCCGAUGAGCCCUACAGCAGCAUGGCAGAGUACGAGCACAGCAUCCAGGACAUGGUGCGCCAGCUGAGGAACGGCUCCGAGCCAGGGGACACCAAGUGCCAGCUGAACCUGAGGCUCUGGAGGUCCAACAGGAGGAGCCUGUCCCCCUGGGCCUACAGGAUAAACCACGACUCCACGCGGAUCCCAGCAGACAUCCCUGAGGCCCGGUGCCUCUGCACGGGCUGCAUCAACCCCUUCACCAUGCAGGAGGACCGCAGCAUGGCCAGCAUCCCCAUCUACAGCCGGCUGCCCGUGCGCCGCCGCCUCUGCCCCGGCCCCCACAGCCCCUCGGGCAACAAGUGCCACAAGAAGUACCAGAUGGUGAUGGAGACCAUCGCUGUGGGCUGCACCUGCAUCUUCUGAGGCUGCCAAGCUUCCCCCUGCAGCUCCCUGUGGGUGUCUAACCAGCUUGCUCUUGCUUCCCCAGCUUGCCCAGCCCUUUGGGAGAGGCCACCUGGCUGGGCAUCAGGGUGAGGGGAGGUCCCUGUGCAAGAGAUCCUCCAAAUUCCCCUGCAGACUGUCAGCCUCAGCUCCAGCAGCUGCCUUGGGGUCACCCGGCCCCAGACACCGACUGCCCCCAGCCCCCAGGAGGAGCUUGGCUAUGGGCUGGGGGAGACAGGGAGCCAUGGUCCCUCUGGCUGAGCAGGAUGAGGAUGAGG